AGCAUGCUCUGUUGCUUUGCGUGUGUUGCUGACGCGACGCGGAAAUCAAUUUCUCAAGACGCACGGAAUAUUGAACGCGACAACACGCAAGUGCAAGCCGGUUUUACAGCGACAGUGCCACAGGCCUGCCAAAGGAAACACAAGUCCAGCUUGUAACGGCCUUUUCAGCCAGUCUCAGCCACCACGGGGGUUCUCUCUGUCCUCUUGGUCGUCUGGCUCUAUCGCAAGAUGAGCUCCUACAUGGGCAUCAUCGACCUAAAGCGCAUACCUAUUGUCACAAAGGCUGUUUGCGCGGCGACAUUAGCUCUUUCUCUCUUCUCCUGGCUACUGCGGUAUCGGCAUUGGGCAAGCACAGGUGACGAAGAAACGCGGACAGAUGCCGGGAUCGUCAAGUACGUAACGCUCGUCCCGGCUUCUUCAUUCUACUUGCCAUGGACGCUCAUUACCAAUCAGGUGGUUUCGAGCAAUCUUGUGACAUUAGUCAUUAGUUUCGCCGUCUUGCUUCUUGGCGGCCGGUACCUCGAACGGGCGUGGUCGUCCAGGGAGUUGGCACAAUUCUAUCUCAUUGUUGGCCUUUCAACGAGCAUUUCGAUGUACAUUGGGCUAGUCUUCCUCUCUGGAUUGACCCGUGAUACAGCCUAUAUUCACUACGCCAUCUAUGGCUCGAGUGGCCUUCAAGCAGCUAUUCUCGUGGCAUUCAAGCAACUCGUGCCAGAACACACAGUCACUCUCUUCAAGGAUCGCAUCAAAAUACGUGUGAGACAUAUUCCUGCGAUAUACUUGCUGUGCACUAGCAUCUUGGCGCUGCUGUUGGGACACUUUCAAACUAUACCCACAGCAAUAACUGGCUUCUUUGCAUCGUGGGUGUACCUCCGAUUCUACAAGCCUGCACCUCCAGACCUUGCAGCGCACUCGGUCUCGCUGCAUGGCGAUGCUUCGGAGACCUUUCGUCUCUCUGGCUUCUUCCCGGAUUUCGCACAUGGACAAAUAGACUACAUCAGUGACAAAGUCUUUGACUUGCUCGUCUCGCUCGGUAUAUGCAUCCCAUUCGGCGAUCAAGAAGAGCGCAACGAUUACGGCCAUCGAACAACGCCCAAUGUUGCAAAUCGAGCUGAAGCAGAGCGAAGACGCGCAUUGGCCCUCAAGGCAUUGAGUACACGAUCACAGGCAAAGCAAGAGGCAGAGAUGAUGCUAAAUGAGCCUGGGCCGGAAAGCAUGCCGCAACUUUAGAACCAUUUUCAGGUUUGUAGAACGUCUAUUCAUGCGUGUG
This is a messenger RNA of Protomyces lactucae-debilis, 1270 nucleotides long. RefSeq names its product eukaryotic integral membrane protein-domain-containing protein. Lineage: Eukaryota; Fungi; Ascomycota; Taphrinomycetes; Taphrinales; Protomycetaceae. Gene Ontology annotation, biological process: retrograde vesicle-mediated transport, Golgi to endoplasmic reticulum. The coding region runs from base 229 to 1230 and encodes 333 amino acids. The record is from RefSeq and is a predicted model, not a curated record. Gene Ontology annotation, cellular component: membrane; Golgi apparatus. The transcript has a single exon.